Molecule: messenger RNA, 126 nt
Organism: Protopolystoma xenopodis
Lineage: Eukaryota; Metazoa; Platyhelminthes; Monogenea; Polystomatidea; Polystomatidae
Source: the annotation of a GenBank genome assembly
AUGAGGCAUCUUAGUCGAUGGAUUGGAUUUGGUCUGGAAGAGGUUGGCGUUGAAAAAAAGACCCGUAUUGUUCGCGUCAUGGUGUCGCCACGAUAUUUUCGUCCGGCUGAGGUGGUAAGUGGUUGA